Punica granatum (pomegranate) is the source of this 1309-nucleotide messenger RNA. The record is from RefSeq and is a predicted model, not a curated record. NCBI's taxonomy places the organism in Eukaryota, Viridiplantae, Streptophyta, Magnoliopsida, Myrtales, Lythraceae.
CUUUUGCUCUUUUCUUAGCUAUAACAGGCUAAGAAGAAAGUGGACUUCAUUGCUCCCAUGGCUUCCCUUCUCUCCUUCACCCUCCCCAAACCCACCACCCUCAUCAGAGCCUCUUCCUCCUCCACUCCCUCCACCUCGACCACGACUUCCACGUCCACCCCCCAGGCUCUCAACGAGAAAUUCGCCUGCAAGGGCAUUCACUUCUCCCAGCACAACAGUGUCCCAGUUGUCGACCUCAAGGUCCGCAAUGGCAGCUCUGUCAGGGUCCAUAUACCUGAUGCUCAUGUCACCUCGUAUAAGCCCAAGGUGUCCUGGAAGGAAGAUGGGUUCGAGGAGGUCCUCUACACGAUCCCCUCCUCCUCCGCCCCGGACCCGACCAAGUUCAAGGGCGGGGUUGGGCUGGUGAUCAAUGACAUGUCUGGAGGGGAAGGUUCCAAAGGGUCGCUUGUGUCCGGGUCUGAGUGGACCGUGAAGGAUGUGGACUCUGACGCCAUUGAUGCCCUGCAGGUUGAGCUCAGCAGCACCAGUGGAACCCUGGAUAUAACCUAUGUUAUCUCGCUGUACCCACUGAGUAUGGCGACGGCAGUGAUAGUAAAGAACAAAGGCCGGCAGCCCGUGACUCUGACCAGUGCGAUAUUGAGCCAUCUUCGGUCCAAAAAGCGAGGAGGGACGGCAAUUCAAGGGCUCAGAGGUUGCUCCUACUGCUCCCACCCUCCUCCAUCUUCUCCCUUUGAGCUCCUGUCUCCUGGAGAGGCUAUGAAGACCGAGUCUUCAGGGUGGUUUUCUUCUGAGACUGAACCAAAACCAGGGAUUUGGAGUAUGCAGGACGUGCCCAUAACGAUACUGCAGGAUAAGGUCAGCAGAAUAUAUGCUGCUCCACCCGAGGAACGACUCAAGGCCUUCUACAAUACCCCUCCUUCCAAAUACGAAGCUAUCGAUCAGGGUCGCGAGCUUUUCUUCCGGAUGAUCCGGAUCGGCUUCCAAGACAUAUAUGUGUCCAGUCCCGGGUCCUUCUCCGAGAAGUUUGGGAAGGAAUACUUCAUCUGCACGGGCCCUGCCUCAGUGUUGGUCCCUGAGGUGGUACAGCCCGGUGAGCAUUGGAAAGGAGCACAGGUCAUUGAGCACGACAAUUUGUAACUACAAAUUUUUUAUAGAUUGAAGGGCUAUCCCCCUUCUUUGUUUCCAAUUAGCUUUCUAGGAUUUUCUUCUUCAUUUUCAAUUUUUUGUUUUUCUUGUAAGAAAUGUAAUGACACGACUCAUCAAAUGCAAUAUAUUUACGAUGUCUAUGCCCGUAUAGAGGGCACUAAAA